Messenger RNA from Anthonomus grandis grandis, 15493 nucleotides. Its product is annotated as nephrin. Lineage: Eukaryota; Metazoa; Arthropoda; Insecta; Coleoptera; Curculionidae. Bases 220 to 3357 code for a protein of 1045 amino acids. The transcript is spliced from 17 exons. Gene Ontology annotation, molecular function: protein binding. The record is from RefSeq and is a predicted model, not a curated record.
UGGUUGCAGCCUCGAUUUUCCUCUGGAGUGAAUGAAAACUACGACGAGAAAAAUUUCCCGAACGAUUGCUGAGACUUGAAAUUCGCGCGCGGACUUUGAACGGACCCCGAUCGCCGGUUUACGUACAGGUGAAACCAUCCAUUGGUUCGAGUGCUAAAAUUGAUUAAAUUUUUUGUGUCUUUUGAUUAUAGUGAGUGAUUUAACGAUCAAGAUAUUAAUAUGGAAUCUGUUAAUAUUAGACAGUUGUGGUUUUAUUUGUUAAUCAUCCUUAUGUCCGGAGUGGUUUGGUUUGGUAGAGCGGCAAAGCCUAGGAUCGACGAUGAACCAGCCACAAGUGUGCAUGAUGUCGAAGCAGUGCUGGGCAAAAUCGCUAAGCUUCCUUGUGACAUAGAACCUUCAGUAGCCAACGACAGACUUCACAUCGUCAUAUGGUUUAAGGAAGUCAAAAAUAAAUCAGAUCCAAACGCCAAGGAGAAACGAGUCCCAAUUUAUUCAUUGGACGCCCGCGAUAAACCCAUCGGGCACGCGGAAGAAUGGAAAGACGAGAAAAUGUUGGGUCAAAGGGCCACGUUCCGUUUGAAAGACCGUCCGGCCAUUCUUAUGCUCAACUCGGUACGUGAGGACGACGGAGCCAUUUACUAUUGUCGCGUGGAUUUUCGCCAAACCCCCACCAGGAAUAUUAAAGUUAACCUCACGAUUAUCGUACCAACCCAAAAACUCAAAAUUAUUGAAGGGCCAAAUGAAAACCAUAUAAAGGACUAUAAGCUAGGGCCGUUUAAUGAGGGCACAUCAGUAAAUAUAACCUGUGAAGCUACAGGAGGUCGUCCUUUGCCAAAAGUCACUUGGUGGCUGGAAAAUGCCUUAUUGGAUGAAUCAAUGGAAUAUAUUACCACAGGAUCUGACGAUGACGAGGACUAUCAUCCAGUAACCAAAGUGCGAAAUGUGCUCAACGUGGAGAAGAUAGACAGGAAAACUUUAAAUCAGAAAUUUACUUGUCAGGCAACCAAUAGCAGACUGGUACAUCCCAUAUCCAGUACUAUUGAUUUGGAUGUUAACUUAAAACCUUUGUACGUAAAACUUCGUGGGCAAAAUAAACCACUGUCGGCAGAGCACAUUUACGAGUUAGAAUGUGAGGUUAUAGGUUCACGUCCGGAACCUACGAUUACGUGGUGGAAAGGCAGUACCCAAAUGAAAGACACUAGAGAAACGACUAGUCCAGAUGGCAACAUAACAACAAGUGUUCUAACGUUCAAACCAACGGUGGAAGACGGUGGAAAAUAUCUGUCCUGCAGAGGUCAACAGCCCUUAAUCCCCGAUAGUGGAAUAGAAGAUGGAUGGAAACUGGAUAUUCAUCAUGUUCCAUUGGUCUCUUUGGAGUUGGGCAGUACUUUAAACGGCAGCACAAUCAAGGAGGGAGUCGACGUUUAUUUUGAGUGUAAUAUCAAAUCGAAUCCUUGGGUGUACAAAGUCAGUUGGAGGCAUAAUGGUAAACAGCUUUACAAUAACCUAGCAGCCGGUACAAUAGUGAGCAAUCAAAGUUUAGUGCUUCAAUCCAUCACCAGUAGCAGAUCCGGCCAUUACACUUGCGUAGGACAUAACCAAGAAGGAGAUGGUGAAAGUAAUUCCGUGUAUUUAGACGUUAAAUAUUCUCCGGUGUGCCGUCCGGGCCAGCCCAAAGUGUUCGGGGUGGCCAGACACGAGGCGGCAAAAAUCACUUGCGAAAUCGAGGCGAAUCCUUUGGACGCUGAAUUUAUGUGGAAAUUUAAUAAUUCCGCAGAUGCUUUUGAAAUACCUCACACCCAAGUUUAUACGGAAAAAGGAAGAAGUACUGCAAUAUUUAAGCCAAUAACGGAGCAGGACUAUGGUACUCUUUUAUGUUGGGCAAGGAACGAGAUUGGAAUGCAAAAGGAGCCAUGUGUGUUUUAUAUUACACCUGCUGGGAAACCAGACUCGUUGUCCAACUGUACAAUUUCCAAUCAGACGUCGGAUUCCAUUUACAUUGAGUGUUCGGAGGGUUUCGAUGGCGGUUUACCCCAAGUGUUCGUCAUGGAGGUCUACGAGUCUGCUAACAGGAAACUCGUAAGCAACGUGACAUCGCGAGUUCCACUUUUCAUCGUUACUGGUCUGGAAAGUGGUGCUGCCUUCGAUAUCGCCCUUUAUGCCAUGAACAAGAAAGGACGUAGCACAAUCACACAUUUGCCAGCUUUUACAUUAAAGGCUGAAAAACAUACUGCACCAUCCAGGCCAGUACCUCCAGAAAACUGCACCGUUCACCAACACUAUCCCCAUUUUCUCCGCAUAAAAUGCCAAGUGACAAAAAUGAUGAGUCUCACAUCGGGUAACACGUACCUACUGCAAAUCUACGAUGCCAACACCAGAAUGUUACUUGGCACCGCAACUUCAGAAGAUCCAGAGGAUAUCAAUUAUUCCGGUCUUAGUUCUGAGCACAAGGACCUUUUAUUGUUCGUGAGGUCUAUUGAUUUGCAUUCGGUUGCCAGUGAUGCGACCAUUAUUUAUGCUUCGAAUAAUAAAAUGCGGACGAACAGGGCUUCAACACCAGUUUUACUCCAAAUCACACCGUUACUCGGAGUCUUAAUAGGAGUCGUGGCGGCCCUCAUCCUCUUAGCCAUCAUAAUAGUCGUAGUAAUCAGACUUCGAGGUGGUGGCGAUAGAGACGACAAAGAGUUCGACGAUGGAGGUCUCUCUUCUGCUGGUCGAAGGUGUGUUGCGGGAAACAACAGUGAUAAGGCCAGCACGGAGCCUCUCAAUAAAGACAUGAACGACAGCGUCGAUAGUUUGGAAGAGAAGAAUCCCGACAUAAUUCCUCAAAACAAUGGCGACGACGACUUUCAAGACGAAGAAAGGGCCUUUGAAAGGCUGAAUAAUGCUCCAUCUGUAAGGGUUUACAGUAGGCUGCAAAGUCCGAAUUGUACAGCUAAAAAUGGGGGAUAUGGCAAAUCGACCUCCAACGAAAUAACGUACGCCGAACUCUCAAUCUCCAAUCAACAGAUGGCCCCGCACGUCAUUUACAACCAGCACCCGCCCGGCAUCUCGAUGAACGUGAUCAGAAGACAAGAACCCACCGUCUACGCGCAGUUGGACAUGAAACGGAUACCGCCCAAUGCCAUGCCGAUGCCCCAUCCAGGUGGUUUCCAGACGUUGCAUCAUCCCCAUCUGCCCGCCUACAUGACCAGACCGAUCAGAGACGAUCAGAUGCUCACCGAUGGUUCGAUAAGUUCGGAAACGCCUCUGUUGGGCACCGGAAGUACUUUAUCGUCAUUAAAGGAUAUGAGUGGCAUGCGCACUCCAUCGGUGACUUCGACCCUUCCCAGGCCAGUGACGGCGACCAGGUUUUGACCUACCUAAUUAUUAGAAUUUACGUCCGACGAAGAACUGGUAUACUUGUAAGUUAGACAAUUAAUUUCUGAAUGGAAUUUUGUAUAUUUUAUUGUUAAUAUUGUGUAAAAUUAAUUUAAUGUUAAAAGUUAAGAAUGGGUAUUGUAUAAAAAAUGGACAUAAAAGAACUUAAUCAUAAAUAGGUUAUAAUCAUCAUAGGUUGAUGUUUUGAUGUAUAAUUAAAAAAUUCUAGAACAGAUUUUAAAUAUACGUGUUAAAUUCGUGCAGGAACGUCUAAUGACGAUUACAGUGACGUGGAACAGUAGAGCAGAGCAAGCAAACUGGAUUACGACUAACGGAAGAAAUAGAGCAGUACUAAAAACUUGAUGAAGAAAAGUCUCUUAGGCAAAGACUUUCCAAAGCAAAGAAAGGAAUUCGUAACAAAGAAAAUUGAACUACAACUGUAAAAAAGAAAUUCUAAAGAUAAUAGAGGAAUUCUAUAAAGGACUACUCUACAGAUUUCCAAAAUAAGGGAUCAGAUGGUAAUUGAAUAAAUGGUGGUUUGAUAAUUGAAAAAGCUGUUAAACUGGAUAUAAGCUCUGUUUAAUGAGAUGUUUUAAUUUAAGUGAGCAUUAUAUAAGAUGAAAAUUAGGGCAGAAGAAGAAGAGAAAGAAAUGCUUGACUCAACUGCCUGUAGCAAAUCAAUAAUUUCUUCCAGGCAUUGGAUGUCCUUAAAAAAAAAGAUGAGAAGAAACGUUUAACUUAACUACCCAUAGGAAAUCGAUAAUUUGUUUCAUGCAUUUGAUAUAUUUAAAUAAGAAGAACAGAAACAGGAACAAGAACAAAAAGGGUAAAAAUGUUUAGCUCAACUGCCUGUGGGAAAUCAAUUAUUUUUUCCAGGCAUUAGAACGUCACGUUCUUAGAAAGAAGCAAAAGAGAAAAAACUUUUGGCUUAAAGAAGAAUAAGCAGAUGAAGAAGAAGGAGAGGAAGAAACCUUUUGCUCAACUCCCUGUAAGAGAUCAAUAAUUCCUGUUAACGUUUGUUUAGUUUCUUGGACAUUAGGUAUGAGCAGGAUACUCGCCAUUGUUAUGGAUGUAAGAGAAUAGAUAAUAAUAAUUGUUCCUCUCGGCAACUACUUUGUUGGAGUAAAUUCGGCUAUUUUCCAAUAAAAUUGAAAAAAAGGGAAGCAAAAAAAAUGAAAAUGUUAUUUUAUCUCAUAAAACACAAAAAUAUAGUUUUUUUAUUUUAUCUGGUCUGUCUCUUUUACCUGUCAAUCAUGUCAAAAAACUAUAUUGACAUAGAACAAGUAAAAUAGCGUUUUUUCUUUGAGAUAAGUAGUGCCGUUGGCAUUCCUUCAAGGCAUUUAACGUUCUUAAUGAAGAAAAAGAGAAAAAACGUUUGGCUCAAUUGCUUAUAAAAAUCAAUAAUUUCUUCCAGGCAUUUAAGGUCUUUAAAGAAGAAGAAGAUAGAAAAUAAACAUUUAUCUUAAUUUGACGUCUUUAAAGAACAUGAUAAAGAAGAGAAAAAUCAAUACACUAGACCAUUUCAAGAAACUGGACGAGACAUGGUUAAAUGGAUGCUCAAAUGCUCAAGGUGUAGGAAAACCAUGAUUUAAAAAAGUCCGACUAAACAGGAAAAUGAAGAAAAUGACGAAAUCUCUACAAUAAACUUUAUAAGAUCAAACCAUUGCUCAACACCAGAGCAUUAGUGCAAAAUUAGAGUCAAACAAGAAAAUUUUGCUCCUGUGGACAGAGCGAAACACUCCUUCAUACAUCUUUUUUGAAUGUACUAAUCACCUUAACCAUAGAACUACUCUGCACCAUAAACUUAAUGCACAUGUCUUCCACUUCCCCAUAGCUAUGCAUGACCUAAAUUGCAAUAGUAAAAAAAUUAGCGGCUUUUGCGUAGAUGGCUCACGUGUAUCUAAAAGCUUGUGACAGUACAGUUAUAAGACGUCGCAUCCUAAAUGAACAAUGACAAUCCCCAUCAUCUAAGUGCGAGUAAGUCAGAAUAGGAGAACACCGAAGAAGAAACAAUCCUCCAUAUUCCAGUACAUAAAGAACGAGGGAACCAGCAGGAGAGGGAAACUUGGAGAAGAACUUGAUUAGAAUAGCGUAAGUUGUGCACCCUAGGUGGACACCACAGAACAGAAAAGAAAAAACCUUUUGAUUAACUGCCUGUAAGAAGUCAAUAUUUUUUUUAGGCAUUUGGUGUCGCUAGAGAAGAAGAAGCGUUUGACUCAACUGCCUGUAAGAACUCAAUAAUUUCCAGGCAUUUGGCGUCCUUAAAAAAGAAGAAGAAGAAGAGAAGAAUCAUUGCAUCAACUGUCUAUGAGAAACAACUUCAAUUCACAGUCUAGUAACUUCAGAAAAUUAUUACUUGCAUGUUGCUCUAUCAGCCUAUUGUCAACAAUGACACCCUCUAAUACUCUUUCGAAGCACAAAAGUCUGGUGCUUUAGGAAUUAACACUGAGAAGAUGUGAGUCAAACCAACGAUUUAUCCAUAAUGUGAUUUAUCAUAUUUCAUGACUAGUUUAAAGAGAAGGUUAUGGGAGGCUUGUAUUCUGCCGGUACUGACGUAUGGAACAGAGUCUAUGGUUAUAAGAAAAAAAUAACCUAGAGGAGGCCUAUGCCCAGCGGUGAACAAAAAAAAACGUUUCGCUCAACUACCUGUACAAAAUCAAUAAUUUCUUCCACUCAUUUGACCUCUAAAAAAAAAAAAAAAGAAUCGAAAAAAUGUUUAGCUCAACUGCCUUUAAAAAAUAAAUAACUUCUUCAGGCCUUUGAUGCCUUUAAAGAAGAAGAAAGAAGAAAACGUUUACCUCAACUGCUUAUAAAAAAUUGAUAAUUUCUUUCAGACCGAAGAAAUAGAGCAGUACUAAAAAAUUGAUGAAGAAAAGCCUCUUAGGCAAAUACUUUCCAAAGCAAAAAAAGGAAUUCGUAACGAAGAAAAUUGAACUACAACUGUAAAAAAGAAAUUCUAAAGAUAAUAGAGGAAUUCUAUAAAUAACUACUCUACAGAUUUCCAAAAUCAGGGAUCAGAUGGUAAUUGAAUAAAUGGUGGUUUGAUAAUUGGUGGUAAUUGAAGCUGUUAAACUGGAUAUAAGCUCUGUUUAAUGAGAUGUUUUAAUUUAAGUGAGCAUUAUAUAAGAUGAAAAUUAGGGCAGAAGAAGAAGAGAAAGAAAUGCUUGACUCAACUGCCUGUAGCAAAUCAAUAAUUUCUUCCAGGCAUUGGAUGUCCUUAAAAAAAAAGAUGAGAAGAAACGUUUAACUUAACUACCCAUAGGAAAUCGAUAAUUUGUUUCAUGCAUUUGAUAUAUUUAAAUAAGAAGAACAGAAACAGGAACAAGAACAAAAAGGGUAAAAAUGUUUAGCUCAACUGCCUGUGGGAAAUCAAUUAUUUUUUCCAGGCAUUAGAACGUCACGUUCUUAGAAAGAAGCAAAAGAGAAAAAACUUUUGGCUUAAAGAAGAAUAAGCAGAUGAAGAAGAAGGAGAGGAAGAAACCUUUUGCUCAACUCCCUGUAAGAGAUCAAUAAUUCCUGUUAACGUUUGUUUAGUUUCUUGGACAUUAGGUAUGAGCAGGAUACUCGCCAUUGUUAUGGAUGUAAGAGAAUAGAUAAUAAUAAUUGUUCCUCUCGGCAACUACUUUGUUGGAGUAAAUUCGGCUAUUUUCCAAUAAAAUUGAAAAAAAGGGAAGCAAAAAAAAUGAAAAUGUUAUUUUAUCUCAUAAAACACAAAAAUAUAGUUUUUUUAUUUUAUCUGGUCUGUCUCUUUUACCUGUCAAUCAUGUCAAAAAACUAUAUUGACAUAGAACAAGUAAAAUAGCGUUUUUUCUUUGAGAUAAGUAGUGCCGUUGGCAUUCCUUCAAGGCAUUUAACGUUCUUAAUGAAGAAAAAGAGAAAAAACGUUUGGCUCAAUUGCUUAUAAAAAUCAAUAAUUUCUUCCAGGCAUUUAAGGUCUUUAAAGAAGAAGAAGAUAGAAAAUAAACAUUUAUCUUAAUUUGACGUCUUUAAAGAACAUGAUAAAGAAGAGAAAAAUCAAUACACUAGACCAUUUCAAGAAACUGGACGAGACAUGGUUAAAUGGAUGCUCAAAUGCUCAAGGUGUAGGAAAACCAUGAUUUAAAAAAGUCCGACUAAACAGGAAAAUGAAGAAAAUGACGAAAUCUCUACAAUAAACUUUAUAAGAUCAAACCAUUGCUCAACACCAGAGCAUUAGUGCAAAAUUAGAGUCAAACAAGAAAAUUUUGCUCCUGUGGACAGAGCGAAACACUCCUUCAUACAUCUUUUUUGAAUGUACUAAUCACCUUAACCAUAGAACUACUCUGCACCAUAAACUUAAUGCACAUGUCUUCCACUUCCCCAUAGCUAUGCAUGACCUAAAUUGCAAUAGUAAAAAAAUUAGCGGCUUUUGCGUAGAUGGCUCACGUGUAUCUAAAAGCUUGUGACAGUACAGUUAUAAGACGUCGCAUCCUAAAUGAACAAUGACAAUCCCCAUCAUCUAAGUGCGAGUAAGUCAGAAUAGGAGAACACCGAAGAAGAAACAAUCCUCCAUAUUCCAGUACAUAAAGAACGAGGGAACCAGCAGGAGAGGGAAACUUGGAGAAGAACUUGAUUAGAAUAGCGUAAGUUGUGCACCCUAGGUGGACACCACAGAACAGAAAAGAAAAAACCUUUUGAUUAACUGCCUGUAAGAAGUCAAUAUUUUUUUUAGGCAUUUGGUGUCGCUAGAGAAGAAGAAGCGUUUGACUCAACUGCCUGUAAGAACUCAAUAAUUUCCAGGCAUUUGGCGUCCUUAAAAAAGAAGAAGAAGAAGAGAAGAAUCAUUGCAUCAACUGUCUAUGAGAAACAACUUCAAUUCACAGUCUAGUAACUUCAGAAAAUUAUUACUUGCAUGUUGCUCUAUCAGCCUAUUGUCAACAAUGACACCCUCUAAUACUCUUUCGAAGCACAAAAGUCUGGUGCUUUAGGAAUUAACACUGAGAAGAUGUGAGUCAAACCAACGAUUUAUCCAUAAUGUGAUUUAUCAUAUUUCAUGACUAGUUUAAAGAGAAGGUUAUGGGAGGCUUGUAUUCUGCCGGUACUGACGUAUGGAACAGAGUCUAUGGUUAUAAGAAAAAAAUAACCUAGAGGAGGCCUAUGCCCAGCGGUGAACAAAAAAAAACGUUUCGCUCAACUACCUGUACAAAAUCAAUAAUUUCUUCCACUCAUUUGACCUCUAAAAAAAAAAAAAAAGAAUCGAAAAAAUGUUUAGCUCAACUGCCUUUAAAAAAUAAAUAACUUCUUCAGGCCUUUGAUGCCUUUAAAGAAGAAGAAAGAAGAAAACGUUUACCUCAACUGCUUAUAAAAAAUUGAUAAUUUCUUUCAGACCGAAGAAAUAGAGCAGUACUAAAAAAUUGAUGAAGAAAAGCCUCUUAGGCAAAUACUUUCCAAAGCAAAAAAAGGAAUUCGUAACGAAGAAAAUUGAACUACAACUGUAAAAAAGAAAUUCUAAAGAUAAUAGAGGAAUUCUAUAAAUAACUACUCUACAGAUUUCCAAAAUCAGGGAUCAGAUGGUAAUUGAAUAAAUGGUGGUUUGAUAAUUGGUGGUAAUUGAAGCUGUUAAACUGGAUAUAAGCUCUGUUUAAUGAGAUGUUUUAAUUUAAGUGAGCAUUAUAUAAGAUGAAAAUUAGGGCAGAAGAAGAAGAGAAAGAAAUGCUUGACUCAACUGCCUGUAGCAAAUCAAUAAUUUCUUCCAGGCAUUGGAUGUCCUUAAAAAAAAAGAUGAGAAGAAACGUUUAACUUAACUACCCAUAGGAAAUCGAUAAUUUGUUUCAUGCAUUUGAUAUAUUUAAAUAAGAAGAACAGAAACAGGAACAAGAACAAAAAGGGUAAAAAUGUUUAGCUCAACUGCCUGUGGGAAAUCAAUUAUUUUUUCCAGGCAUUAGAACGUCACGUUCUUAGAAAGAAGCAAAAGAGAAAAAACUUUUGGCUUAAAGAAGAAUAAGCAGAUGAAGAAGAAGGAGAGGAAGAAACCUUUUGCUCAACUCCCUGUAAGAGAUCAAUAAUUCCUGUUAACGUUUGUUUAGUUUCUUGGGCAUUAGGUAUGAGCACGAUACUCGCCAUUGUUAUGGAUGUAAGAGAAUAGAUAAUAAUAAUUGUUCCUCUCGGCAACUACUUUGUUGGAGUAAAUUCGGCUAUUUUCCAAUAAAAUUGAAAAAAAGGGAAGCAAAAAAAAUGAAAAUGUUAUUUUAUCUCAUAAAACACAAAAAUAUAGUUUUUUUAUUUUGUCUUGUCUGUCUCUUUUACCUGUCAAUCAUGUCAAAAAACUAUAUUGACAUAGAACAAGUAAAAUAGCGUUUUUUCUUUGGGAUAAGUAGUGCCGUUGGCAUUCCUUCAAGGCAUUUAACGUUCUUAAUGAAGAAAAAGAGAAAAAACGUUUAGCUCAAUUGCUUUUAAAAAUCAAUAAUUUCUUCCAGGCAUUUAAGGUCUUUAAAGAAGAAGAAGGAAAAUAAACAUUUAUCUUAAUUUGACGUCUUUAAAGAACAUGAUAAAGAAGAGAAAAAUCAAUACACUAGACCAUUUCAAGAAACUGGACGAGACAUGGUUAAAUGGAUGGAAUAUGCUCAAGGUGUAGGAAAACCAUGAUUUAAAAAUGUCCGACUAAACAGGAAAAUGAAGAAAAUGACGAAAUGUCUACAAUAAACUUUAUAAGAUCAAACCAUUGCUCAACACCAGAGCAUUAGUGCAAAAUUAGAGUCAAACAAGAAAAUUUUGCUCCUGUGGACAGAGCGAAACACUCCUUCAUACAUCUUUUUUGAAUGUACUAAUCCCCUUAACCAUAGAACUACUCUGCACCAUAAACUCAAUGCACGUGUCUCCCACUUCCCCAUAGCUAUGCAUGACCUAAAUUGCAAUAGUAAAAAAAUUAGCGGCUUUUGCGUAGAUGGCUCACGUGUAUCUAAAAGCUAAAAAAAACAGUACAGUUAUAAGACGUCGCAUCCUAAAUGAACAAUGACAAUCCCCAGCAUCUAAGUGCGAGUAAGUCAGAAUAGGAGAACACCGAAGAAGAAACAAUCCUCCAUAAUCCAGUACAUAAAGAACGAGGGAACCAGCAGGAGAGGGAAACUUGGAGAAGAACUUGAUUAGAAUAGCGUAAGUUGUGCACCCUAGGUGGACACCACAGAACAGAAAAGAAAAAACCUUUUGAUUAACUGCCUGUAAGAAGUCAAUAAUUUUUUUAGGCAUUUGGUGUCGCUAGAGAAGAAGAAGCGUUUGACUUAACUGCCUGUAAGAACUCAAGAAUUUCUUCCAGGCAUUUGGCGUCCUUAAAAAAGAAGAAGAAGAAGAAGAGAAGAAUCAUUGCAUCAACUGUCUAUGAGAAACAACUUCAAUUCACAGUCUAGUAACUUCAGAAAAUUAUUACUUGCAUGUUGCUCUAUCAGCCUAUUGUCAACAAUGACACCCUCUAAUACUCUUUCGAAGCACACAAGUCUGGUGCUUUAGGAAUUAACACUGAGAAGAUGUAAGUCAAACCAAUAAUUUAUCCAUAAUGUGAUUUAUCAUAUUUCAUGACUAGUUUAAAGAGAAGGUUAUGGGAGGCUUGUAUUCUGCCGGUACUGACGUAUGGAACAGAGUCUAUGGUUAUAAAAAAAAAAUAACCUAGAGGAGGCCUAUGCCCAGCGGUGAACAAAAAAAAAACGUUUCGCUCAACUACCUGUACAAAAUCAAUAAUUUCUUCCACUCAUUUGACCUCUAAAAAAAAAAAGAAGAAUCGAAAAAAUGUUUAACUCAACUGCCUUUAAAAAAUAAAUAACUUCUUCAGGCCUUUGAUGUCUUUAAAGAAGAAGAAAGAGAAAAAGAAGAAAGAAGAAAACGUUUACCUCAACUGCUUAUAAAAAAUCGAUAAUUUCUUUCAGACAUAUAACUUUCAUUAAAGAAUAAGAAGAAAUGGAGAAGUGUCGCAUAUUUAGGACUUCAAAUAAAACUGAUUUCACUUCAGAAGCAAUUCCUACGUUUUGGCCUUUAUUUAGGCCAUCUUCAGGGCUAAUUCUGUUUAAAAAAUCGGCUCAUGUCCAGAAAAAAUCAUAUCAAUUUUAUAUUUCUGAUGAAAUAUGAACACGUUAUGAAGUGUUGCGCUUUAUAUUUAAAUUAACAAAUUUAAAAAAAUAUUACAAUUCAAGAGACAAAACAAAAUAACUCGUGAAUACACUCAACGGCGACUAAACAUAAAUGGCUCUGAAGAUGGAUCAAAACGUCGUCAUUUCUUCUAAGAUAAAAUCAGUUUUAUUUGAAGUUAUUUGCCUGCGACACUUUCUUUCCAUUUCACACUAUGGACGUUAGACUUUAAGUGAAUAAGAAGAACGUUUGGCUCAAUUACCUGUAAGAAAUCAAUAAUUUCUUCUAGGCAUUUGACGUCCUUGAAGAAGAAGGACAAGAAGAAGAGAAAAAACAUUUGGCUCAACUUGCUUAUCAGCAUUAUAAAAGUGAAAGAAAGAAUUACCGCAGGUUUUUAUCUAAUUAUAAGAAGUCAAUAAACAACAGCAGGAUUACAAACUCAAAAAAUAAGAAUAAAACAGCUUGGUCAAUCAUAAAUUCUCAAUGAAAUAAAAAUCAAAAAUCGCAACCAAUCGAACUAAAAUCAGAAUCGGGUGAAUUGGUAGUUGAUCCGGAAAGGAUUGCGGAGGCUUUCUCUCAGCAUUUUAAAUUAAACCCUGAUCCCGGCAACAAGGUUCGUGGGCAGAUAGUGGAUGAUGUGCUAUGUCCGGACACUUUAUACCUGUUUCCUACAAGUGAACAAAAAAUCUUCAAUAUUAUUAUGCAUUUACCCAAUAAAUAUUCAUCAGGAUUGGACGAAGUACCUGUUUUCUUACUAAAAAAAGUUGCUAGCCUUAUCAAAAAGCCAUUAAAUGUAAUAAUAAACUGUUGUUUUGAAACAGGCAUAUUCCCUGACCAACUUAAAAAGGCAAAAAUAGUACCAGUACUUAAAAAGGGUAGCCCUCAAGAAAUAAAAAACUAUAGACCGGUAUCACUACUUCCGUCGGUGUCGAAGAUCUUUGAGAGAUCAAUCUACGGUAGGCUUGUUAAGUUCUUAGAACAAAAAAGAGUUUUUUCUGCGAGUCAGCAUGGUUUUAGGAAAUCAAAUCUACAGAAUUAGCAAUCUUUAAAACAAUAGAAUUUAUUGCAAAUCAAAUUGAUAAAAACGAACAGGUAGCUGGCCUGUAUUUCGAUCUUUCAAGGGCCUUUGACACUAUUGAUCAUGAAAUUCUUUUCCUUACAUUAGAAAAAUAUGGCAUUAGAGGUCAGGAUUUACAACUUUUAAAAUCUUAUUUACAGAGAGCAAAUUGUUGGUGUCACAGAUGGGGGGAAAACGACAUACUCUCUUCCAGCAAAGCUAACACAGGGAGUACCCCAGGGUUCUAUUUUGGGCCCUGUGUUAUUCCUUUUGUAUGUUAAUAACCUAAAUGCAAAUAUAUUAGCUGAUCUAGUUAGUCAGUUCGCUGAUGACUCAUCGGUGCUGGAAAGCGGUUCCACCCAGAACGUGAUCUCAAUAAAAUGCUCUCAAGCAGCUGAACAAAUGAAAAAAUGGUGUGAAGAAAAAAAACUUAAAUUAAAUACUGAAAAAUCUGGCCUGCUUACAUUUUCUAAAUUCAAAAAAGACACAUCACUCUAUGUAAAACUUAAUAGAAGGUCUAUAGAGUGUUUGAGCAGUAUUAAAUUCUUGGGUAUACACUUGGAUGGAUGUCUUAGUUACGAAAAACACAUAAAUUACUUAACAUCAAAACUGAGCAGCCUCUGUGGUCUUAUUCGUAGACUCAGGGAUCAACUAUCAAUAGAAACCAUUAAGAUUUUUUACUUUUCAAACAUUCAGUCAGUGCUGAAUGGCAUCAUGUUUUGGGGUAGUGGAAGGGAUGCCCAAAAUAUUUUUAAGGGCGCAAAAACGAAUAAUUCGGUGCAUAUUUGGACUCGUUCCCAGAACAUCAUGUGAGGAGUAUUUUGAUGGUUUCGGUGUACUUACUGCCCCAUCACUGUACUUCUUAUCACUUGUGAUGUUCAUUAAGAAGCAUCCUCAGUUAUUUCCAACAAAUCAGGAUGGGUACUCACGAGACAUGACGACCAUAACAAGAAAUAGAGAAGCUCUUGGAAUACCUGCACACGGGUCAGCUCUCUUUGAAAGAAGCCCAACUUAUCGAGCAGUAAAGGCAUACCACAUGUUACCGGCGGGUCUGCGACAGAUUCAGAGCCGUAAUUUAUUUAGACAGAGUGUUAAGCGAUUUCUUAUUGAAAAAAGGUUCUACUCUUUUAAAUUCAAUAAAUAAAAAUGUGUCUUUAUGAAUUACAGAUUUUUAAGUUUUUGUGUUUAUACGGGGUAUUUGUUGAUUUUAACGUAUUACUUUAUAAUUUUAUUUAUUUUGAAAAAAAUUGUUUUAGAUCUUUUUAACUUAGGUCAUAAGAUUUUAAUUCGAGUCAAAAUUUGUUGACGUUGCUUUGUCUUUUUAUUAAGGAUUUGGAUGGCAAUAAAAGAAUUUAUUUGUUUUUUAAGUUUUUGUCGAUUAAAAAAAGCAAAUAGGUUAUUGGUUUCAUUUUAUUUCAAAAAUCUACAUCAGCUCAAAAUUGAUUCAAGGUGCCUUUGAAUCAAGUUGUGCAAUUCUAAAACUUUCAAAUAUUUUAGCAGUAUGAAAGUUCAUUAUAUGCAUUAAACAUCUGUCUGCUUUCAAAAACCACAAGUUCAAAUGCAUAAGUCACUAAUCACCAAACCACCAGAUACUUAUGACUAACAAUAAUUACCUUGCAAUAAAUAUGAAGAAAGGGCCAACUUUGCAUCGACGAUAUGUCGUUAAACCUCAGUCUUUUCCUGGCGUAUUCGGGAAGAAUAUGCAGUAAAGUGUAAUCAGUAGGUGUCAAAAACAUUCUGAAUCAAACUUAUAACUUUUAUUCUCAAAAAGAACUUGCAUUCACAUUGUUCUUUAUUGUUAAAAAUAUCAAUUUUCUUAACUUUUAACAUUAAAUUUCUUUACUUUUAAUUAUAUGAUAAUGAAAUAAAAUCCGAAUUUUUCACUGGAAGUUAAAUUCGUGUGUACAUACAUUAUAAAAAAGUAUAGCUGUGAAACAUUUUCAAUUAAAAUUUUUUAAAAAUAAUAUUUUUAUUAUUAUUCGAAAACAUAUGCAGGAUGAGAAACUCACUUGUCCUAAUAUAUAACGACGCCUGUAUGUGCUUUCGAAACAUAAUUUGGGACACCCUAUAUAACCCAUUCAGGUCUCUAAUUAUUUUAAGAAAUAUUAAUAAUAAUUGUUACGAUACGAACUGCCUGUUAAAUGUAUAUUUAAAGCUUUUAACUUUUUAAGUUUGUGAUAUAAGUUAAGUUGAUUUAUUAUUCGUUUAAGUAUUUAAAAAAAAAGAUGUUUUCUAAUAAACAAAAAAAUAUUGACUGAAUUUCGUUUGUUUAAAAUGAAUAUAGUAGGGAUUGUAUAUUAUGUAAUACGUUGACCCGUCCACCAUCAAAUAAUUAUUUAUGUUUUCCAUAUGUUGUCACAAAAAUGACAUAAAUAGCACGUAAUUUUUUAUAUGUAUAGCGUAAGUAAAAUUUUUAUUAACUCAUAAUAUAAUAAUGUUAAUUAUGUAUAUAUUGUAAAUUUGUUAUAUCCCUUAUAUGUAUUGUAAUAAGAAUAUAUGUAUUUUCCCUCUCACUGUUUUGCUUAAGAAAAAGUCAUAGGAAAUACAUUAUUGCAGUACGAUCCAACACAAUAAAAAAUAAUUUUUAUCGUUACCUUACAUGUAUAUACGAAUUAUUAUUAUAUGUUACUACUGUUGGAACUUACUGUAUAAUUAUAAUAAUUAUUAUUAUUAAUAUUGAUGUUUUAUCGUACAAUGUAUAUUCUGAAACAUUAUUAGUAUAUUGACAAUAAAGUCAUUUUAAAUGUUUAUUUCGCCAUAAUGGAAAUAAUACGUAAAUCGAUUAGUACAGCCUUGCGUUUAACAAUAGUAAAAAUCUUUAAUUAUUUCAAAUAAAUAAUGAUUAAUUUUUAACCCUAGGGAAUUGGAACUUAGGCCUUAGGUAGCCCUAUACAUAACUAUUAAGUUAAUUUUGUAAAAAAAAGUAUGUGUUCAGCAAGCAAAUCACCAUCUGUAUGUUAUAAAUUCGACUUUAUCUAUACAAUAAAUUAUGAAAAAAAUAAA